UCGCCGAUGUUUAAUAUCAAAGAUUUUAUUACACAAACAAGGGCGUUAGAUUAUGUUGACAUAGAAGACCGAGAGUACAGUAACAUUACUGAAGAAUCUUAUUUAUGGAGUGUUAAUGCCACGGAUAAUUGCACGAACCCUUUCUGUGUGAGCGAUCAGGACUAUCUCGAUUACCUGACGGAUCUUAUGACGACACCGAGUAUCUAUGACUGUAUUCUAAUAUUCAUGCACGUUACUGUCUUUGUUGGCGGAAUAUUGGGAAAUUUGCUGGUCUGUCUGGCCGUAUACAGAAAUCGAUCUAUGAGAACGGUCACCAAUUACUUCCUUGUGAACCUCGCAGUGGCGGAUCUUAUGGUGUUGAUAUUCUGUCUGCCCUCAACGGUUAUUUGGGAUGUUUCGGAGACCUGGUUAUUUGGUGAGAUCGCCUGUAAAAUAAUUCCCUAUUUGCAGACAGUUUCAGUAAGCGUGAGUAUUCUCACCCUCACUUUCAUAUCGAUCGAUCGUUGGAACGCUAUUUGUUUUCCGCUGGCUUUUAAAUCGACAACGAAACGCGCGAAAAAGUUUAUAUGCUUCAUUUGGAUAUUCUCAUUUAUUUUUGAUUCACCCGAUAUAAUUUUACUGCAAGUUGCACCAACAGUAUUUAAAAUAGAAACUAUUUAUUUAACGCAAUGUAAAAGAUCGUGGAGCAUUAAUAGCGAAAGAAUUUUCAAUUUGGUUAUAUUUGUGUUCCUAAGAAAUAAUGAAAUUCCUUUGGACGCUGAAUUGUCAGCGUCGUUUGAAGACAAUCAUGAAGGACGAUUGGUGUCAAGACGAAAAGCUGCUAAAAUGCUAGUUGUAGUCGUUCUUGUUUUUGCGAUUUGUUAUGCGCCUGUUCAUUUGCUGAAUAUCCUCAGAUAUUCAAUGAGUUUAUCAUCGAAUAAUAUCACAAGAGCAUUCAGCCUAUUAGCUCACUGGCUGUGUUAUUUGAACAGCGCAAUUAAUCCUGUCAUUUAUAAUUUCAUGAGUGGUAAAUUCCGUAAAGAAUUUAGACGAUCAUUCAUAUGCUCACGACCGAUUUCCGCAGAGUGUGGAACACAAAAAAGUGGGAUUAUGCAAAUAGCUGAUCGUUCGCAGAUGCCAACCACAGACUCGAAUCAGUCAGAUAAUAAUUGUGUCAAAAGUCAAAGAAGCGUUGAAGUUAUUCCUCUCAAGAGUAUGUCCAUUGACCAA
This is a messenger RNA of Cotesia congregata, 1209 nucleotides long. The record is from the annotation of a GenBank genome assembly. Lineage: Eukaryota; Metazoa; Arthropoda; Insecta; Hymenoptera; Braconidae.